GUGAGAGCAGCUGCGGGAGUCUGGACAUGUGACCCUCCGCACAGGAAGAAGAGUCAAGUAAUGAGUCAGAGUCCCAGUCCCAGUCCACAUCAGUCUCUGACGCCUCCUGCACCCAGAUAGUAGCAGCAUGCCUUGCGGCGCCGUGCUCGGCCUAUGUCAGUAUGAAACCAACAAGCUGGUCCGGAUCCAGAGCGUCCGGCUCGGCUCUCUGAAGUGGAGCCUGAACGCAGCCAUCCUGCUGUUUAUCUGCAUCAUGAUGCUGUGGAACAGGAACUACCAGGAAUUUGACCUGGUCGUCAGCUCUGUCACCACCAAGGUGAAGGGUGUCACUCAGACACAUGUGCCCAGUGUCGGGGACACGGUCUGGGAUGUGGUGGACUACAGCGGGUCCUUGCAGGACAAAAACUCCUUCUUUGUGGUGACCAACAUCAUUGUGACAAAGAGUCAGAAGCAGGGAAGAUGCCCAGAGGUUCCACUUAAUGGCAGAUUGUGUCGGACUGAUACAGACUGUGAGAAAGGAGCCUGGGGCCAGCAGAGCCACGGGAUUCAGACGGGAUCAUGUGUGAAGUUUGAUGCAUUGAGGAAAACCUGCGAGGUGUCUGCGUGGUGUCCGAUAGAAACCAAGACAACCCCUCCUAGGCCUGCUCUGCUGGCGGCAGCUGAGAACUUCACAGUCCUCAUCAAAAACAACAUCAGAUUCCCUGCGUUCAACUUCAUCCGAAGGAACAUCCUCCCGUGGAUGGACGGCGCCUACCUGAGCAGGUGUCAUAGAGGAAACGACUCACUGUGUCCAAUCUUCAGACUGGGAGACAUUGUCCGCGAGGCCGGGGAAAAGUUCUCUGACAUGGCGAUAGAGGGAGGCGUCAUUGGCAUUCAGAUCAAAUGGGACUGCAACCUGGACCGGCUCAUGCAGCGCUGCUCACCCACCUACUCCUUCAGACGGCUGGAUGAGAAGGAGAGCAACAGGACGUUGUACCCCGGCCUCAACUUCAGGUACGCAAAGUACAACACCGUGAACGGAGUGGAGGAGCGAACGCUGUAUAAAGCAUUUGGCAUCAGGUUUGAUGUCAUGGUGUUUGGACAGGCAGGAAGGUUCAGCUUCAUCCAGCUCGUCAUCUACAUCGGAUCGACGCUGUCAUACUACGCUCUGACGACUGUGCUGCUGGACUGGCUCAUUGGAACAAGAUGUUACUCUGCAGAGGUCGGACAAAGCUACACUGAGAGGAAAGUGGAGUCAGUCCAAGAUGAACACAAGUGCAUCCUCUGUGUGUCCUACGUUGAUGAGAACAACAUUCGACUGGUGAAGAGAUCACAGAAGAAAAGUUUACGAGACAUCAAACCGGUGUCUGUUCAGCCACGUAAGGAGGACGCAGGACAUCUGAGAGCUGUUCUCUGUCUGCUACAGCUGACUGGCAGUCUGGAUCAUGAUGCUGAGCCUCCAAUUGAGCGUAAAGUCAAGCUGAAGCCCAAGCUCCAUCGUCCAGCCUGGUGUAAGUGUGACUGCUGUGCUCCGUCCUCUCUCCCGCAGGAGGAGCUGUGCUGCAGGCAGAGUGAUGGUGCCUGCAUCACCUCAUCUCCUCUGUUUGGGCAGCUGGUGUUACAUCGCCCCCUGCUGGAGGCUGUACUUCUGUACCGGGACCCCCUGUCUCCUCCCACUGGUCGAGGCCAGACCAAAACCCUGAGACACUGUGCCUACAGACAGUACAUCAGCUGGAGGUUUGGGGUCCCACCUAACGGCACCCACCCUGCCAUCCCUAGCUGCUGCGUGUGGAGGGUCAGGGAGCAGUACCCAAGCCCAGACGGACAGAACAGUGGCUUUGCAGGGACCUCCCAUUGA
Molecule: messenger RNA, 1837 nt
Organism: Monopterus albus (swamp eel)
Lineage: Eukaryota; Metazoa; Chordata; Actinopteri; Synbranchiformes; Synbranchidae
Gene: p2rx7
Product: purinergic receptor P2X, ligand-gated ion channel, 7
Exons: 13
Coding region: 128-1837 (569 amino acids)
Biological process (GO): calcium ion transmembrane transport; cell surface receptor signaling pathway; response to ATP
Cellular component (GO): plasma membrane
Molecular function (GO): purinergic nucleotide receptor activity; extracellularly ATP-gated monoatomic cation channel activity; ATP binding
Source: RefSeq, a predicted model, not a curated record